UCCCGUUCUCUCAUCUGUGAUUGGCCUAAAAGAUAGACCAGGCCUCGCAUAUGCAAACCUAGGCAAAUCACUCUGGCUCCCCGAAGGCGAGGUCUCUGCUACAUCGCCUGGCAGUUUUAUCUAAUCCCUCCGGACGACAGCUUCGAAUCUCGGGACCAAGGCGGGCGGACACUUCCUGGCUGGAGACUUCUGCUUGAAUCCCUGACUCGUUUCUUUAAAAAGAUUGGAAGUGGAGAUCUGAUCGUUUAAAAUGGAGCACACGUUCCGAGCAUUUACUAACAACCCAGGAAUCAUCAUCUGGAGGAUUGAGAAAAUGGAGCUAGUUCAGGUCCCACAGAAGUCCUAUGGGAAUUUUUUCGAAGGAGACUGCUACGUUUUACUCUCAUCCAAUAAAAGCGGCACCAUGCUGUCUCAUCACAUCCAUUACUGGGUGGGGUCCCAGUCCAGUCAGGAUGAGCAGGGCGCGGCAGCUCUCUACACCGUGCAGCUGGACGAGCACCUGGGCUGUGCCCCGGUCCAGCACCGCGAGGUCCAGAACCACGAGUCGGACCUCUUCCGCGGAUACUUUAAGCAGGGCAUCAUCUAUAAGAAGGGUGGGGUUGCCUCUGGAAUGAGGCACACAGAGACCAACAGCUACGACAUCAAACGGCUCCUUCAUGUGAAAGGGAAGAAGAGGGUCACAGCCAUGGAGGUUGAGAUGAGCUGGAAUAGCUUCUGUAUUGGUGAUGUCUUCCUGCUGGACACCGGAAAGCUCAUCGUUCAGUGGAAUGGCCCAGAGAGCAACAGGCAAGAGAGGCUAAAGGGGAUGGUUCUGGCCAAGGACAUCCGGGACCGAGAGCGAGGGGGGCGGGCGGAGAUCGGAGUGAUCGAGGGCGACGACGAGGGCAGCUCCCCCAAGCUCAUGGAGAUGCUGACCAGCAGCCUCGGCGAGCGGACGGGCGAGCUGCCCAGAGGGACUGCAGACGAGGUGGCGGACCAGGAACAGAAGGCCCAGCUCACUCUCUAUCAUGUGUCUGAUGCUGAUGGUCAGAUGAAGGUUACCGAGAUUGGCACCAGACCCUUGGUUCAGGACUUACUAAACCAUGACGACUGCUACUUCCUGGACCAGGGAGGCGUGAAGAUCUUUGUGUGGAAAGGGAAGAAGGCGAACAAGGCCGAGAGACAAGCAGCCAUGUCUCGAGCUCUGGAGUUCAUGAGGAUGAAGAACUACCCGACCACCACAAAUCUGGAGAUGGUGAACGACGGGGGCGAGUCGGCGCUCUUCAAGCAGCUGUUCCAGUGCUGGAGGGUGAAGGAGCAGACCGCCGGACUGGGGAAGACACACACGGUGGGAAAAGUCGCCAAGGUCUCCCAGGAGAAGUUUGACAUCUCGCAGAUACAUGCCAUGCCAGAGAUGGCAGCGAAGGAGCGUGUUGUUGAUGACGGUUCUGGAGAGCUGGAGGUGUGGCGGAUUGAGGACCUGGAAUUAGCCCCCGUUGACCCGGAGACUUACAGCUACUUCUACGGCGGAGACUGCUACCUGAUCCUUUACACCUACGAGGUCUACAGCAAGAAGCGAUACCUCCUGUACACCUGGCAGGGCCGCCAUGCUUCUCAGGACGAGGUGGCGGCCAUGGCCUUCCAGGCGGUCGCGGUGGACCAGCGUCACGGGGGCGAGCCAGUGCAGGUGCGGGUCACCAUGGGGAAGGAGCCGCGGCACUUCAUGUCCAUGUUCAAGGGCAAAAUGGUCAUCUAUGAGGGUGGCACCUCCAGGACGGGGGGCUCGGCAGAGGAGCCCCCAGUGCGCUUGUUUCAGGUCAGCGGCUCGGAGAGCUGCAACACCAAGGCCAUCGAGGUCCCAGCGCAGGCCGCCUCGCUCAACUCCAACGACAUCUUCCUGCUGCACAGCAACACCGCCACAUACAUCUGGUGUGGGAAGGGCAGCAGCGGGGAUGAGCGGGCGAUGGCCAAGGAGCUGAGCUCUGCCAUCGGCAAAGGCUCGGAGGAGAUCGUGCCCGAGGGAAUGGAACCUACGGACUUCUGGAGUCUGCUCGGCGGGAAGACGCCUUACGCCAAUGACAAGAGGUUACAGCAAGAGGUGUUGGAUCAUCAGCCCCGCCUCUUUGAAUGCUCCAAUAAGACAGGCCGAUUCAUCGUCACCGAGGUAACACAGUUCACCCAGGACGAUCUCAGCGAGGAUGAUGUCAUGCUUUUGGAUACGUGGGAUCAGAUCUUUCUGUGGAUCGGCAGCGAGGCCCGGGAGGACGAGCGCAAACAGGCGCUGACGACCAGUCAGGAGUACCUGCGCACCCACCCGGGCGCCAGAGACCCCGACACCUCCAUCAUCAUCCUCAAGCAAGGGUUCGAGCCCCCCACCUUCACCGGCUGGUUCAGUGCCUGGGAUUCAUCCAAGUGGAGCGAGGGAAAGACGUACGAGCAGUUGAAGCAAGAGCUGGGGGAAGCAGCGUCUUUUUCCACCAUCACAGCUGAUGAAAUUGAAAGCUCCGGGGCGGAGGUGGCUGAGGCUCCAGAGGAUUUUCAGUCCUAUCCCCCUGAGGACCUGGUGAAUAAACUGGCCCACGAACUCCCUGAGGGGCUGCAGCCUGCCUGCAAAGAGAAAUAUCUGUCAGACACAGACUUCACCGAUGUGUUUGGAAUCACAAAGGAUGAAUUCUACAGUCUGCCACAGUGGAAGCAGUUGAACAUGAAGAAAAGCAAAGGUCUCUUUUAAGAGGAAUAUUCAAUUGUGUAUUUCAUUUUUAUUUAAAAUUUAGCUUUAUUUUGCUAAAUAUUUUUAAAUCAUGUUUUAAACAUUUGGAUUACCAAAUUGCUUUCCUGUCUGACCUCUCCUAAAAAUCUUUGUCUAUUUAUCAAAGCUCAUAUGUAAUAAACAUUCAUUUGUUUUGCUAAUUCAUUUGUUUGACUCGGGGGCAAUAAAAAGUUGCAGGCGUGGAUUUUGUACCCUGUUGUGUGCAAAAAUAGGGAGGGAUCUGUGCAGCAACAUUAGAAAUUAAAAGUAAAUAUGGGGUUAGAAUAAAAUAUCAA
Conger conger (European conger) is the source of this 3024-nucleotide messenger RNA. It is a transcript of the gene avil, whose product is annotated as advillin. The record is from RefSeq and is a predicted model, not a curated record. Gene Ontology annotation, biological process: barbed-end actin filament capping; cytoskeleton organization; actin filament severing. Gene Ontology annotation, cellular component: actin cytoskeleton; cytoplasm. Bases 251 to 2710 code for a protein of 819 amino acids. Lineage: Eukaryota; Metazoa; Chordata; Actinopteri; Anguilliformes; Congridae. The transcript has 20 exons. Gene Ontology annotation, molecular function: phosphatidylinositol-4,5-bisphosphate binding; actin filament binding.